AUGCACUUGGUGCUGUUCAUCUCGACUUUCUGCGGGCAGAGACAGACAGACAGACACAGACAGAAGAAGAGACAGAGCCAGAGGCGCGAGUGCUCCCCCGUGACGCGCCCUCACGUGACACGCUCACCACCCGUCCCGUCUCUCCACCAACUCUCCAUCUCUCACACUCACACUCACUCACAUUCACCAUCACCACCACCACAACUACACCCCCCCACACACACACAUGGCACCCACCCCCCACCGCCCCCCAACAUCCACCCCCCCACCGCCCUCCCCACCCCCGCCGACCUCCACCACGCCCGCACCCUCUCCCAAGCCCGCCUCAAGCAGUCCUGGGAACGCAUCUUCACCCGCUUCAGCCACGACUUUACCGGCAUCGCAGACGAAAUCGAUAACGCCACCGGCGCCCUCCUCGUCGACAACGGCCACCUGCGCAGCCUUGCCGACGCCGACCUCGCCAUGGAACACAACCCCAACGCCGACCACAACUCCGACGACAACUUUAGCACCGACGACGAGGACGACGGCUGCACGCAGUGCGCCGACCGCGACGAACUUGAUAGUACUAACUGCCGCCACGGGCCAACGAGGGAGCAGAUACUCUCCUGGACGCCCGCACACGUACACGCGCACCUUGUUACGCUACGUGGCGCGGGGGGGGUUGAUAGUUGCGAUUUGAGCUUCCAGCUGCAGAAGCAUGAUGUUGACGGGCGCGCGCUGGGGGUGCUGGCACGCGGGGAGAUGGAGACGAAGUUGCGGCUGAGGGGGGCGGGGGCGGUGGGGGUUGUGUGGGGGGAGGUGAGGCGGUUGCAGGGGAUACUGCGUGGUGAGCAGGAGGAGGAAGAGGAACAGGAGGAGGAGGAAGGGGGGGAGGAUGCGUGGGCGCCACCGCCGAGGGAGGCGGAUCCGUUUUAUUGUGCGGCGUGGCGCGACGAGCAUCCGGAUGGGACGCCGGCUGCGUUUCUGGGGAAGCGCCGGCGCGGGGAGGAUACGGGGGCGGGGGGAGUGUGGGUGGGAGGAAGAGGGUUAAGGUUGUGA
Molecule: messenger RNA, 1041 nt
Organism: Morchella importuna
Lineage: Eukaryota; Fungi; Ascomycota; Pezizomycetes; Pezizales; Morchellaceae
Exons: 2
Coding region: 1-1041 (346 amino acids)
Cellular component (GO): nucleus
Molecular function (GO): histone binding; protein heterodimerization activity
Source: RefSeq, a predicted model, not a curated record